CAGGAUUUGAAGCUCUUCAGCACAUUCCAUUCAUGCUCAAUAUAAAUAAAUACAAAAGUUUGGAAAGCUUGGACUGCAGCCAGGUUGCUUGGUUAACUGGACCCUUUGUGGAGUUUGAAGGGUGUUUUUAAAAAGAGGAAGGAAAGAGAUCAGUUUAAAAAUGUUGGCUCAGCCUUGGAGUAUUUCCUCCCAGAGCUCUGGCUAAACCUCCGCACAAAAGCCUGGACUAGGAGACUAUUUAACGGAGAAGGGACUCUGCAUUGCUCCUCUCCUCUUGGACUAGGAGAGAGAUCCCCAAACAGAGCUUGGAGGCUUUGAAACCAUGCUUUUCAUUUGGGCUUUGGCUUUUAUUUUAGUGCUUCAGGAGCAAGCUUUUUCAGCUACUGCAGAUCCUGUUAGCGUACCACCUGGAAGUUCAGGGAGGAGUGACUGGUGCAAUGAACACAACACAAUCCACAGGCACUUAGAUGCAAUUGAGGAGGUAGAGAAAACAGUCGAGUAUCUAGAGUCAGAAGUGAAGACAUUAUUGAAGGACAUCAGUGAAAUGGCAUGGAGUGCCCCAAUCGCUCUUGGAACCCCCCUUGUGGACAUUUUUGAUGAUUCCAGCUGAACACCAGGACAAUGGAAGAGAACAGAAUUUAAUAAUAUUCCAAAACAUGGCUGUCUUAGACAGUUGCACUUUGUUGCUUUAUUAAGCCUUGUAGGAUUUCUAGAGAUUGAAGAGGGAUGAAGAACACUGAGAAGUCAAUUACUUUGCAUUUGUGCUUUGUAAUAAAAAGAAUUGCUUUUCAGAUAUUGUUUUAAAGCUUUAUCUUACAAGCAACCCCACACUUGACAAAAAGUGCAUUUGGAGGGUGGGAUUUUCAAAGAUGCCUUGACAUCAGCAGUUAUGAAAAUUUCAGCCUGAUCCUUUCUUAUUACCUGGGCCAGAUCACACCUGACAAGCUCAACUAUCACAAUCUCAAAGUCCAGGAAGUGGCUGCUACUCCUUUCUACCUAAGUAUUCAGCUCUUGUCACCAGUGUGUACUGGUGAAGACAUGUAUUCACUUAUGGUUUCCUUUCAGAAUUUUCUUAACACACUGCUAGGCUGUCUGGCAGAACAGACAGAACUAGGGGUGUUCUGACUUGGGAUACAAGCACAUCCCUACCUUUGCCUGAAUAUCUGAAGCCAGAAUGUUGGAUACAUUGUUACUGCCUAAACUGGAAGUGCGGUCACAUUAUAACAGCGUCACACUGCUUCCCUCGGCCUUUUUGCGGUGAGAACCAAAUCUGGAGCUGAACUCAUUCCAAGGCCAAAGAUGGAGGCAUUCACAGCAAAUAAAAAUCUAAAGGCUGAAGGCCAAGGAGCUUAUUAGGUGAAGGUAAAUUUAUUCUGAAAAAACCUUUUGCCUAGUAAAACCUAAGACUAAUUGAGCUGUAAAACCACAGUAGGCAAAGCAGGUUUAAAAAAAAAAAAGUUUGAAGUCACUUGCCUCCUGUCCCAUCCCUAGGACUCAGCCAGGCUCCUCUCCCCAGAAUAACACCAACAGGUAUUUGCUUACAUUUUGUUUCAAACCUGAAUUGGGAAGGCCUAGGUUUCUCCCAGUGUAAACAAUGUAAUUUAUCCUACGAACAAGCUCCUGCCUGAGUUUUAGUAGAUAAGAGUGGAAGGAAUGAAAUCAGUUAACAGGGCUUUGCAUUUUUCCUAAAUCUUUCCCUUUCACAGCUCCAGUUCACCUCCUACUCUCUUGAAAAUGUUGACAUUUUCCUUCUUUGGGAGUGACAAAAUGAAGAGACAUUCACAUUGUGGCAAAAGGUCUGAAAAUUCAGAGUUAUAAGAGCCAAUCAUAGAAGAGAUGAGUCAGAGCAGAGAGACUGGCAUGUUUGGCACAUGCCUACCAAGAAAAAACAGAGCAGUGAUUAAACAAGUCAAACACCCACAUCUAAUCAGCGUGUGGGAAAUUGCACAAGUAAAGAAACACAGAAUAGCUAAGCACAAUUAGCAAAACACUGUCAUUGGCUAAGACAGUUCUGUUUGUGGAUAAUCCUUAAUCAGUUCCAGCAGAAUGUUUCCAUCUAAGUCCCAAGUAACAUGGUUUAACUGAGUCACAACACAAAAAAUGUAGGAUGAUAUUAAGAACAAAAGGAAGCUGUUCUGGGUGGUUUAAAAGAUAUAUGGCUUUAAUUUUACAAUCCUCUUUUAGAUAUAUGCAUUGCUUUUAAGGCACAAUCCAAAAACCUUAACUGGAGAGGCUGAAUUGGUAUUGAUGCUACAUUCUUGUGAUACUUGCAGUGAAGCAUAAAGAGCAGAGCAGGUCUUCCUG
This is a messenger RNA of Chelonoidis abingdonii (Abingdon island giant tortoise), 2304 nucleotides long. RefSeq names its product placenta associated 9 (gene PLAC9). The record is from RefSeq and is a predicted model, not a curated record. NCBI's taxonomy places the organism in Eukaryota, Metazoa, Chordata, Testudines, Testudinidae.